Biomphalaria glabrata is the source of this 3428-nucleotide messenger RNA. RefSeq names its product amiloride-sensitive sodium channel subunit beta-like. Gene Ontology annotation, cellular component: membrane. Gene Ontology annotation, biological process: sodium ion transmembrane transport. Gene Ontology annotation, molecular function: ligand-gated sodium channel activity. The coding region runs from base 185 to 2032 and encodes 615 amino acids. The transcript has 16 exons. The record is from RefSeq and is a predicted model, not a curated record. NCBI's taxonomy places the organism in Eukaryota, Metazoa, Mollusca, Gastropoda, Planorbidae.
CCAGUCACAGUUGAAUGAUUUUCAUGUAUGUAAUUUAGGCGCCCCUCAGAUAUAACUCGAAGGCUUCUUCCUGCAACAGACACUCACCACGUGAAUAGCUUACGAAUCAACUGCAAUAGAAAGACAGAUUGAACAGCGAUCAAAGAUUGUAAAAAACAAAAAUUGAAAAGUCAAAAUAGGCGAAAUGAAUAAAAAACCGUUAAAAGAUUCCUCUUUGAUUGGCCUGGCAGAGGCUGCAAAUAAAGAUAACACAACGACUAUAAGAGUGCUCUGGGCCGUUCUCACAGUGAUAGCUGUUGCUUUCAUGAUUUUUCACCUAAGCUCUUUGUUUGUGAAAUAUAGAAAGUACUCUAAACAUGCUGACAUCAAUAUUGGAUUCAGUGACCUUGAAUUUCCAGCCGUGACAGUCUGCAACGUGAACAUAAUGAGAAAGUCUAUGGUGAAGCACUCAUCCAAAGAGAUGCAACAGUUUGUCUCUAAGCUAAAUACAAAAGACUGGAUAGCCAAGGCGGCCAGCACAAGCUCAACCACAACUAGAACUACAACUACCACUACAACCACAAAGGCAGCUAAAAAUAUUGUUAAGAGAGAGGCAGAUACGGACAAUACUGACACUGGCAAUGAUGGUACAGACACUGGCAAUGAUGGUACAGACACUGGCAAUGAUGGUACAGACACUGGCAAUGAAGGUACAGACACUGGCGAUGACGGUACAGACACUGGCGAUGAUGGUACAGACACUGGCGAUGAUGGUACAGACACCGGCGAUGAUGGUACAGAUACAACAUAUUACGACACAUAUACUGCGAAUGAUUAUAAUGACGACUACGUCCCAAGCAGUGAUUACGAAGAGAACCCCUACGUUGAUGAUUACGUAGUCAGACAAAAAAUUGUUAAAUCGUUCUUAGACAGUUUCGAUGAUGGCUUCGACUGGCAACAAGAUACAUACGAAGAUCUCUUUUACAAAUCGUACAGUAGCAAAUCCUGGGAAGCGGUUUCCAACAGAUCCACAAUUGCAACAUUAUUGGAGAAUUUUAAAGAUAUUUACAGUAACAUGAAUAUUACCCAGCAAAAAAAUGUCAGCCAUCAGGUUCGAGACAUGUUCAGACAAUGUUCAUUCGCCACGAGAACAUGCCAAAACUCCUAUAAACAAACAACGAAUUCAGAUUUUGGAAAUUGUUACACUAUAGAAGACUCACGGUACAUUUCAAGGCAGAGUGGACCAGCUGGAGGUCUUGAAUUAAUUUUGUAUUUGGAAAAUGACGAGUACCUGCCCUUGGUUACCAGUGGCAAGGGUGCACAUGUUAUAAUCCAUGACCGGAACACUGUUCCACUUCCAGAAGAUGAGGGCAUCGCUAUAUCUGUGGGGCAACAAACUAUGAUUGCCCUUAAAGAGAUUACAAUAAGUCGACUGGGAGGUAAUUAUAUUGAAUGCAAAGACGUGGAUGAAUUUUACAGGAUCUACGGUGUCAGAUACACGAGAAAUCUGUGUCAGAAAAUGUGUCUCCUGAGACAGAUCUACGAGAAGUGCAAGUGUCUUGACACACACUACAACUAUAUCAAUGUCUUGAUGAGAUUCGUUAACAAUAAGACAUGUCUCACAGAAACCCAGGUGCACUGCAUGACUCAAAUAAAAGUUUCUUUCAAAGGAGAUGAUGACAGCUGUGAUUGUCAAAAUCCGUGCAGUGAGAAAGUAUAUGAUGCCUAUGUAUCGUCCAGAUAUUGGCCUAAUGAUGAUAUGACUGACGUUUUGAUCCAAGAUGUCUGUACAAACAAACCACAUAUCUGCAGUACUUUGAAAAACAAAACAAGUGCAGAAAAAAGGAAAGAUUUUCUCAAAUUAAACAUCUACUACAGAGAUCUGAAUUAUGAAGAAAUCAAUGAGGAACCAGACUAUGACACGUAUCAACUGAUGUCUGACUUUGGAGGAACCAUAGGACUCUGGCUUGGCUUCUCCAUUUUGAGUUUGUUUGAAAUAUUUCAAAUCUUUGUACCAUUUUUAUUCAAGUUGCUGGGUAGAAAUUUACCUUAGUGUAUCCAAAGUCUUUGAAAAAAAAAACAUGUCUUUUAAUACAAUUUCGUUUCAUAAAAAAAACUGUACAAUGAUUUUAUAGGACAUUCCGUGGUAGAGACGAAAACACGAAUCUAAAAAAUAAGACUUGUAUUCAUGUCUAAUUAUGAUAACACUGAUAGUAGGCAUUUCUUAGGUAACUCAUUAUCAUCAUCAUCAUCAUCAUCAUCAUCAUCAUCAUCAUCAUCAUCAUCUGUCCCUUGACUAUCGUAGGGGUGCUGUGACAGUUCGCGUCACCAAAUCCAUCCACUUUUCCCGGUCAGCAGAUGUACAAAGCAGGAUAUCAACCUCAUUGUCAUGCUCCCGCUGUAUAGAGCCGUGUAUUACAAUUUCUUGUUAAUGUCUAUGAUUUGUUGCUAAAAUGUAUUUCGGAGUUGGGAGGAAAGCUGAUGGGGCUGCAACCCGGUGGUAAAGAGCUGAGCUUACAAACCAUUGGAACACGUUAAAAUCAGGCCUGUGAAAGUUGGCAUCAUCAAAGUGCGAUCGCGAGUCUAAGUCUUGCAUGUUUUAUCGACAAGUAAAAGCGAUUGUGUGACUCUCGGGCCACAGAAACAUUAAAGCUAGGUAUUGAAUAAGCGGACAUAUUUCAUUUAACUGAAAACACAAGAAUCAAUUUAAAAAAAACAAUUAUUUAUUUAACUAUUGGUAAUUAGUUAUUUUGUUUGGUAUCUCAAACAAGGGAAAGAAAUCGUACUCGACUGAUUCUUGUGAUAUAAGCUGAAUAAAUUCCCUUUAUAUUAGCUUGUCUUCUGAGUGAACACAAAUAUGAAAUCUAAACAAUAGGUCGCCGCUUAAAGGCAAGUUUUCAACAAACAAUGAGUAACCGUUCAAUCCUCUAUAUUUAUAAGCUCUUCUCUAGCUGAGUGGUUAAAGCUUUGGUUUCAGGAAGCUUGAGUUGAAUUCAGGUCGUUCACUUUUAUUUAUAUAAAUGCUUUUAAAACGUGAUUGUGAUAAAAAUUUCACACAGAUAUCCUUUCGUUCUGUUACAAAAUGAAUUUCAUGACUUAUCCAAAUUAAUUGUACAAAAACAUGCUAUAAUAGUACUCUUGUAAGUAUUUUUAAAAAGUUUUUCUUGUUUAGUAUUAGAUUAGAUCAGCGGUUCUCAACCUUUUUAGUGCCGCGACCCAUACGAUUCCCCAUUAGGCAGCGACUCCCAACAGUAUUUUUUUUUUGGAUAAUAGGUAUAUAGGUAAAUGGAAAUUUGCCAAUGUUAUAAAGUUUUUAUUGUAAUGUAUAUAUCUGAUUUAUGUGACAUGCAUUUUCAUUGUUUGAAUUUGAAAAAAGCAAAAGCUUUAUGCAAUUGUAAUUAGUGUAAAAAUAAAUAUGUUUUUUAAUUAAAUUGCUAACAAAAAGUUUA